UUGUGCUACAUCGGACAUGACCAAGCAGCAUCGCAAGAAACGCACGCAUGUCAAGCUGAGCGAGGAGGAGAUUGCGGGCGUCCCGCGCUCGUUCGUCAUGCGCAAGGGCCCUGUGGGCAAGGCAGUGACGCGGCUGAUGCUCGACAUGCGCCACGUCAUGGAGCCGUACACUGCGCUCAACUUGCGAGUGCGCAAGCGGAACACGCUCAAGGACUUUGUCAGCGUCGCUGGUCCCAUCGGCGUCACCCACUUUCUCAUCUUCUCGUCGACCGACAUUGGCACGUACCUGCGCGUCGUCCGUCUCCCGCGUGGCCCGACGCUGAGCUUCCGCAUUCACGCCUACUCCCAUGCGGCGGACGUCCUUGCGCUCCAGAAAAACCCCCAUCCACCAGGAAUGGAGUUCAAGACCUCUCCUCUGCUCGUGCUAAACAACUUCAAUCACGAUGGCAUCCAGUACAAACUCAUGACGACCAUGUUUCAAAACAUGUUCCCAUCCAUCAACAUCGAGACUGUCAAGCUGUCCAACAUUCGUCGAUGCGUCUUGCUCAGCUACAUUCCGGAAACCAACCGCAUCGAGUUCCGCCACUAUGUGCUCACUACGCAACGGGUGGGCGUCAACUCUAGUGUCAAGAGCCUGCUGGAGGCCGAUAUUCCCGAUUUGUCAAAGUUGGAAGACAUCAGCGAGUUCCUUUUGCAACAAGUGUCUGCGCAAGACGGCGACGACGAGGCUGCGCAAAACCCCGCCGAUCCGGCAGCCACCAUUUCUCAAGAGCACACGACACGCAAAGGCGCAGUGGUUGCCACCCAGUCCAGCAUCAAGCUGGUUGAAAUCGGCCCGCGUAUGACCAUGUCGCUCUUGCGCGUCGAGCAAGGCGUGUGCGAUGGCGACGUUAUUUACCAUCAACACAUCAAGAAGACAGCCGCAGAACUCAAGCAGCUCAACCAACGACGCGCUCAGGCAAAGAAGCUCAAGGCCGACCGCAAAAAGCUACAAGAAUCCAACGUCGAGCGCAAGAAGCAAGAGCGCCAAGAAAACCGAGACCGUUCCAUGGCCGGCAUCGAGCGCAAAAAGAAAGAGUGGGGCAUCGCUAGCAAGAAGUCUGAGAAUGACGACGAGUAUGAGACCGACGACGAUGUCGAAGCUGAUGCUGCCAUGGGCGACGACUCGAUGGCCACCAGCACGUACGAGGAGGACGAGGACGAUGAUGCAGCGUGGUUCCGCAAGGAGGUUGGCGUUGAGCCCGACGCAGACUUGUUUGGGCGAACAGCUCGCGGCCGCGGUGCAGGGCGCGGUGGCUCCAGAGGGCGCGGUGAUGGCUUUGGCGGCCGUGGCGGCCGUGGCGGCUUCCAAGAUCGCGGCAUGAAGCGGCAAGCCGAUGACUUUGAUCAAUCAGACAGCAAACAGCAAUUCAAGAAGCCACGCACGUCCGACUCUGGCGAUCGCGAGCGUGACGGACCUCGCCGCGGUGGACGUGGCGGCGCAGGCGGCUCCUUCCGUGGUCGCGGUGGUGCUGGUGGCAGCAGCGGCAGCGGUGGUCGCGGCCGUGGUGGCUUUGGCGGACGUGGCCGAGGCGGCGCGGGCCGUGGCGGCAGCAGUCGCGGAGGAGGCCGUGGUCGUGGUUCUGGGCCAAGGCGAUGAGCUCAAAGUGUGUUGUUGUUGCUGUUGUUGUUGUUGCUGUUUCAAUGGAAAUUUCGUACCCCAAAUUUCAAACUCACGAUUUGUCCAUGACCAAAAAUUACACUUGUACUAAAACAAUGAUGAUUGAC
Molecule: messenger RNA, 1767 nt
Organism: Capsaspora owczarzaki ATCC 30864
Lineage: Eukaryota; Filasterea; Ministeriida; Capsasporidae
Product: Slc34a2-prov protein
Exons: 6
Coding region: 17-1639 (540 amino acids)
Biological process (GO): rRNA processing; ribosomal large subunit assembly
Cellular component (GO): preribosome, large subunit precursor
Molecular function (GO): rRNA binding
Source: RefSeq, a predicted model, not a curated record